CUCAGUGCGUACAACUCGACUCACCAAGAGCUGCGUCAACCGAUCGCGGCGAGGGGAUGUUAGAGAAAAUCGCUAUUUCUCAUAAGUGAUUUUCUUUCUCCCUUUCAGCAAGCUGCUGAAUAUGCAAUGCUCCUAGAGCGUCAACAACAUGGCCCUUGAAUGACUUGGGUGGCUGAAGCAUCGCGUCUUUGAUGGCUGUGUGCAAGAGCCGGUCUUUGAUGGCGUUUCCCUCGACGCAUUCCCAACAACCGUCGACGAGCUGCCACAAUUCACAUUACGCUCCGCUCGCCCAACAAGAAACACAACCGGACAAACCAAUUGGUUAUGGAGCGUUCGGCGUAGUGUGGUGUGUAUUUCGGAAGAUAAUCGUAUGAGGUAAGUGGGAUUUUGAAGCGUUCUUUUAACUAUUGUUCCUCGUCCUCGCAGGUCUGUGACGGAUCCAAGAAAUGGAAAGAGGGUCGCUUUGAAGAAGAUGCCGAACGUUUUUCAGAGUCUCACUUCAUCGAAAAGAGCCUACCGGGAACUUAAGAUGUUGUGUUUCUUCACACAUAACAACGUAGGUCUUACUUUUUUCUAAGUUCUGGAUUUAAAAUGCCGGUAUUACAUAGAAAUGCCGAGUUAAUAUUAGAACGGAGUACAUAAUUAUUCAAACAUGCACUAGCCGCUUUUGGCGUGAGUUGUGAACAAGGAAAUUUCAUCUGUCGACUGAUAAUCAGCUGAUUAUUAUUUCAUCACGUAGGUACUCUCUGCUUUGGACAUAGUUCACCCUGGUCACAUAGAUUUCUUCCAAGAGAUGUAUCCUUUGUUAAAUACAUAUGUAUUUACCUUUGUAGCGUGACAGAACGAAAUCUAAAACAAUAAUUCGACAUCAAUUUCAGACACGGGUUUGGCUCAAGGAGGGGCUUAUUCUACUUCGACUUUCUGUCGUUAGAAUUAAUUGUUUGAAAAAGAUCCAAAAUAGGAAAGUUAUGUUGAGUAGUGCGGAAAUUGAUCAAGAUUGAGAUGUUGAAGUUCGCUUUCGCUUCAAAUAUAUUCAAAGCUUAACUACAAAUAUCGCUCUGCCGCCUGUAAAGAAAUAAAUUGAAGAAAGUGCUCGGCCUCCCAUAGCGACUGUGCAAAGCUGUUUUCGUUCGAAGUGAAAUGGCGAAUAUUUGUGGUUUUUUGUAUAUCGUCAAUGUGAACUUGGUUCUUUGUAGGAGUUUGAGCUUUUGAAAGAAUCUCGACGAUCGAACCCAAUUCGCUUCCCCACCUGUUGAUUUCAAAUUUCGCUUUGUGUUUGAUGACGCCGACAUAGUUGACUUGCAGUUGUUUUAGCACAUUGUAAUUUUUUUGGCGAAACCUCUCGACAUUUCUCCUUUGUGGAAUUUUACAAGUUGAUUACGGUCUUUUUACUCACUUGCAUUGGAAAGUUGGGCGUUCUUUGAUGGGAAAUAUUCGUCAGUUCCGGUCAAUGGUCGGUCGAUCUGUAUUCGAACCAUGACAACAAAAGGGACAACUUCCUUUGUGUUGAUAUCUUUCCUUUUGUAAAGAUCGUCUUUAAAAAUCGGACGCGGUAGAUCAUUUUUACUUACAUUUUGGUUAUUUAUCGAGCGAGAUUAUUAAAUGGUCACAUCUCGCCUUUUGAUGGUAUUUCUGGCAUGUGUUUUUGUGUUAUCGGUUUCUUGGACCAAAGAUUCAUUUCAGAUCCUAGUUAUCCUGUUUUACAUAUGUGUGGUAAUUUCAGUAGCUACAUAAGAUAAGCAUAUCUUGAGUAUUGGGUGUGUUUAAUUCAGAAAAACCAACCUAUGCUUCUUCUAAGCUUUCAUUUUCACCAGAUUUAACUAGAUGACUAACUUCCUGUACAUGACAAAUGGAAAAGUUUAGUCUUUGGUAGGAAUUAUCAUAAUUUAAAUUUUCAAUGACAUACAAGAUAAACUGCCAGCUACAAGAGAGGGUAGCUGUCAUGGUUGCUAUGGUAUCAACACUUCUUUUCAGGUAGGACUUAAUUCUUAUUCAUUCAUGCUCUAGUAUAAUAAUCAUUGGCAUUCACAAAAACUCCAAAGGUUUUUUGUUAAAAAAAAAGUCAAGUGAAACAAAUGGUAUGGGGCACUUUUCAGUUUCAGUGAAACUGUUUAAGGAAGCUCUACCGGUUUUAUCCAUUGUCUCUGAUCAAAGUCUUUUAAAUUCCAAAUAUUGUUGGCACAGAAGUGUGGUAAAAAUUAUGACCAGUAAUGGGGAAGGUGGAGAAUUAUUUAGCCACUUCCCCUCUCUUUUGUGUUUAAUGUUGGAGUAACCACAAAUCAUAUUAACAUUGUGAAAUAUGGUAGGGCUCCAAGUAAAGUUCUAUUUAAAAGUCAUCAUAUGGAAAACCUUAAUGAUGAGAUGGUCAUCAGCAGCACAAGUUAAGUUGACAACAAAUGAAAUGAAUAUAUGUCAGAGUAAUUUAUAAAAUACUGCAUAGCAGACCGUAAUGAUCAAAGUGCCUCUUGGUUUUUCUAAUAAGGAAUAUUUCUGGCAGUUAUUUUUUGGAGGUUAACCAGGUUUUAUUUUGGGUCUAAAGGAAAUUCUCUUUAAAAGAAAAGAACAAAACAUUUAGAGUGCUGUAUGCAUAUGUUAAUUUAACUUGAAUUUCAGACCACAAACUCUGUGUGAUACUGGUAUUUCUGCUUGUUGCAUGACUGUUGCUCAAAGGUCACCAAAUUGACUACUUUCUCUGUAGAUUAAGGCACCAAAUUUUCUUUCCACUUGCCACAGCAACCAAAAGAGUCACAAUAUAGAGCUCUGAAUAACUGCCUGUUUUGUUUGAUAGGACAAUGAGAAUUCUUGCAACUUACACCUUUGUUUCCUAGGUAAUCAUAGUCAUAAGGUUGAAUGUCCACCUGCAUUAGUCAGUAAUAAAAAAGAAAAGAAAAAAGACUUUUGGUCAAUGUGAUGGAAAUCACCCAGAUUUUCAUGGAGUGCAAACCAUUAUCAUGAAAAUUCUUUACUCCUCUCGAAUACCAGUGGGUAUAACAAAAACAAGUGUGAUACAAACUUAAUACUGAAAUUUGGUAUUUCUAGUUUGUGGCUUUUUAUAUUAGAAUUUACAAUAACCCAUUCUGAAUUAUAGUUUGGCUUCUUAACAAAGACUGACCAUGACUUCUUACUAAUGCAGAGAGAGUGUGACGAUUUCAUGUCUAUAAUUGUUAUCUCUAUGGAGAAAGGAUGUACUCAUAAACAAUGUCACAAGAAGUUUUGAUUUCAAAAUAAAAGACUGUUUAAGUCAGUAAUGUAUUGCUUGCAAACAGCUGUUUGUAACCUGUUGUUGAUGAAUAAAAAAGUAGGCAAAACACUGAACAUAUAAAUGUUUAUUCUGAUGUAGAAGUUUAUGUUGUUGAAUAAUUUGCUAUACUGAGUGGACUCUAAUUAAGAAUGGAGUUUUGAAUGAUGAUCUAUCUCGGAAUUAUUAAGAGCAGGUGUAGGAUAUUCUGCCCUUUUUGCUAGGAUUUUUUUUUUUUGAAUAAUGAACUGAAUUAUUGAUUCAAAGUCAACAAGGGGCACCUUGCUGGGCUUAAAGAAGAUACAGGUCAUUUAACUGCUUAUCCAAAUAAUGGAAAAGGUGGCUCCUAAGGUUUGCUCUUUGUCUAAGUCUUGCGAAUAGAAAAAUCUAAGGCAACUGAGGCAGAGGGUUUAAGUUGUUUUGGCUCAGUAGCAUACAUGUCAUUACUGCAAUUCAUUCUUUCCCAAAUCUAAGUCAAAUUUAACCAUUUAACUCUCAAGAUCUGAUUGUUAAUUCUCCCCUCUAGCCACUAAACAUAUUGUUGUAAAUUAGUUGUGAUAAUUUGGUACAAGAUCAAGAUAACAACUUCUACCUGAUAAGUUUGAAUAUUCUCAUUACCUGUUUAUUGGAUAAUGUGAGAAUAUUGCGGGGAGAAGUGUCAUGUUGAUCACUUCUGGUAGUUAAAGGAUUAAGGAAGUGAAUGGAUGUAUGUGUCACAUGGCCACCAACAUAUUAAAGGUUAAAAGCAAACUGAUCGUCAGCAGAGGGUGCAGUCAGAAUAUAUAUCAUUCAAUCCUUGUGUUGCAUACCUUGACUUGUUGUUCAACAGACAUAUAGUUUCAGAAUUGAUGCAAUCAGAUUUGCACAAAAUCAUUGUAUCGCCACAACCACUUAGUUCAGAUCACGUUAAAGUUUUCCUAUAUCAGAUUCUAAGAGGUGAGUGGCUAUUUGUUUUAGUGUCAAAUAAGUUAAGGAAGGCUGUUGAUUGACUGUUCUAUCCCAGUCCAGAGCUGCAAACAACUGUUAUCCAACCAGGGGAAUGAUUGUAGUCUGACAUUAAGUCUGUUCAAAUAUUUUCACCCAAUAAUUGGUUAAGUAAAAACUUGGUCGCAUGAAGAAAGUAAUUAUUUAGGAAUAAACAUUAUGAGAGGAAAGUUUUGCCUCAUUUUUUACGAAUCAAAAUGAAGACAAUUGGGUCAUAUGCAGUCUGUCCCUACCAAGGGAAGUCAGUAAAUGGGAUAAUCACAUUUAGAGAUUACAGAAGGGUAUUUGCUCUUACAAAGAAAGUCCAAUUAUGUUAUUAUAUUAUUUUCAAGUUGUUUUCCCUUUUGUAGAAAGUAAAAUAAUCUAAAGUGAUUGUAUCUGCAAGAUCUAGGAAACUAUACUUGGAUGAUGAGAAAAUUAAGCAUAAUUGAUAUUCGGGAGAAUAUCAAUGGUGUCCAACACAGGGAUUUCAUUCAGAUUCUGGACUCAACAUCAGCAGAGAUUUGUGUCCAUUUUAUGAAUUAUUGUACAUCCAGCAGUGAGUACCAUCAAAGAUGUAACAGAAGUUUCAAUAUUCUGUUUAGAUGUUAAAGUUGCCCUUUUUUAUAUGUAGGACUUAAAUAUCUUCACUCUGCUGGCAUAUUGCAUAGAGACAUUAAACCUGGAAAUCUAUUAGUCAAUGGCAAUUGCCUUUUAAAAGUAAGUAUAUAUACUUGUUUCUUGUUUUUUCUUUCACUGUGUUUUCCAUAUGAUGUUAAGGUUAACAACAGAUCAAAUUAAGAUAAGACAAAACAAUACAUUCUGUGAGAUGCUUGAACUCGUGACUUUUGUUCUCUCAGUAACCUACAGUAGGUAACUAGUUUUGAGUUUGGAUUUUAAAUAAAGAAUCCUAGAUUCUUGAAAUACCCUGGUAUAGGUGCUACAUUUUAGGGGUAGAAAAUUGAAUAGACACCUCAGUGUUUAGUUAAGUAAAUAUGGUCUAUGGGAAGGAAGUGGACAUUUUCUACACUAAUGUAUUCAUUUCUUGACAUCAAAGCGUAAAUAGUUUGGGUAUGCACCCAACUCUCCGAUGGUAUAAAAACAUUCAAUUACAACUCUGUUGGUAAAAACAUUUAUUGCAUGAAACUUUGCUUUUUUAUUAUAGUCCUCUUCUCUUCUUAAACUCAAAUUUCCUGCCUUUGAUAACAGAUAUGUGAUUUUGGUCUUGCUCGUCUUGAAGAACCUCAUGAAAGUGCAAUCAUGACACAAGAGGUAGGGAUAUUUUCGGUGUAUACCUUGUAACUUGUGUGACCCCUACAGCAGUCUUGGUGAUUUAAGCAAUUCAGAUUUAUCAGCUAUCUUGUGCCUAUAAGUAUUAGUCAUUUUUAUGGAGUAUAUAGUUACAUUAUAUUGAAGCCAUGGAGAUAGUUAUUGGCACAAAUGUGUGUUAAAUUAAAGAAGGCAGCAACAGUAUGCUGAACCUCAAACCCUAAAAAGAAACAAAAACAGAAGUACCUCAUUUCCAACUCAAUUUGCAAUCAAAUGUUUGUAACAGAGAGGGCAUAAAGGGCUAAAAACAGUUGAAUAAAAAAAUCAAUUAAUGAAAGACAUUUAUGCUGUAACAGACCAAACGUUGAGCUGGGUUAGAAUUGUACAGUUUGCUAGAACCUGUCCUAGGCAAAGAUCCUGAUUAAAAUGGACAUUAGCAAUGGUCUUGUGGAUGCCUGCUUUAUACUGUUUACACUUUUCACUUUGUUUUAUUGUACAGUCUAAACAACAUGACAAGGUGAGAUUUCUUCUUUAUCUUUAUGACAGGUUGUUACUCAGUAUUACAGGGCACCUGAACUGUUAGCUGGGGCUACUAACUAUGGUCAAGCAGGUUGGUAGACAACAGUUACAGUAUUGAUCUUGAUUCUCCAUAAAACUAUGUACAAAUGUGUGUAAUUAAAAAAAUAUUAAAAAGAGAAGAAUAGCCUGAAAGAAUUCCAGAACGGCACUUGAAACUUUGGACCUUCAUGUACAUCUAUCACACAUUGUAUUUGGUAAACCACUUGGCUUCUCAUAGUCCUUCCACCAACUUGCUUAAAGUAUAUUGUAGUGGAAGACUGGAAGAAGAUGAUGUAAAAUGAAGAGAACCUGUCAUUGCUCUUAGCUCACACUUUUAUUAACAAUGUGAAGUCUAGAGUAAGCCUCAUACAUUUUGUUAUCCUUUGUAUGUUUGAGCUUUUCCACCAACAUGCUUGAAGUAUAUUCUGGUUGAAAUUUUAAGACUGGGAGAAGAUGAUGUAAAAUGGAAAUAAUCUCUUACUGCUCUUACUUACACUUUCGUUAACAAUGUGAAGUCUGAAAUAAGCCUUGUAAAUUUUACUAUCCUGUGCAUGUUUGAACUUUGACUUGAUGAAUGACUUUUCUUUUUUUCCCAUUUCAGUGGAUGUGUGGUCAGUCGGGUGCAUUUUUGCUGAGCUCUUGAGUCGAAAUAUCCUUUUCCAAGCACAAAGUCCUGUUCAGCAGGUAGGUGGAUCUUGAUUGCUUCUUUAUUUUGAUUGUAUCAUCAGACUUCCUGCAGAUGUUUUAAGCUGCAUUGUCUUGCUUCCAAACUUUAUAACACGUGUCUGAUGUAUCUUUCCAUCAUUUCAGCUUAACCUUAUCAUUGAUUUGUUGGGAACACCAAGUUUGGAUGACUUAUGCCGAGCUGGUGCCAGCGAAGGAGCUACUAAAUACAUUCUUCAGAAAGGGCACAAGGCAGUAAGUUACACAAAACUAACAAAUUUGAAACUGAUUUCUCCAGUAUAGUUUUAGUAAGGUUUCAAAUGAGAAAAUUCCCAUUGUGUUGAGACUAAACUCAAAUAUGCUAUUUUCUGUCAUCUUUUGUUCUAGCCUGCCUUAGCUAGUUUAUACAAUCUCUCUAAUCAAGCAACACAUGAAGCUGUUCAUUUGCUCUGUAGAAUGCUGGUGUUUGACCCUGUAAGUACAUAUUUUAAGAUCAUUAUAUACAAAUAUAACCCUGCUGUACUCUGGCAGAAUAUUCAAUUGUUGUUAGCCCUAAGAAUUUGGUCCAGAGCUUAGAGAGUGAACUACUGUACUAGCCUUUUAGGGACAGUAAGUUUAUUGUCAAUCAGAAGUUGGUAAAUGACUAUAAAGCUGUAGCAAGGUUUGAAAAGCUGAUGUUUUGACUUGCAGCCCUUUGUGUGAGGGUGAACAGGAGCAAUAGUCCUUAAAUGAAGGGCUGUUACUCUAGGAGUCUGCUCAUGAGGAUAUGCUGUCCAAGUUUUAAGUUUUGUUUCACUGGCUUGAAUUUAUUUAAAUUAUUUUCAUGGCUUGUACUUAGACUGUAAUUAUCCCCACAGACACAUAUCUCCCUCAGUAGAUAAUUACACUGGUCAAUGUAUUGUUGUCAAGUGUGGUAAAAUCACUUGAGUAUCCAUUCUUGGUUAAAAAGUAGCUCUUUGAAGUUAAGUACUGUUUUUAAAAACCAGCCCAAUAUUGAGUUGGUUUUUCCUCCAUGCAGGUAAUCCAAACCACAUUUUUCAACUUGCAUUGUAUUUUUUUUGUCUUAGACACAGCGUAUAACUUGUACAGAUGCAUUAUCCCACCCUUAUCUUGAUGAAGGAAGGUUAAGAUUUCACACAUGUAUGUGCAGUUGCUGUCACACAACAUCAGAUGGGCGGCAGUAUGUUUCAGGUGUGAUUUUUUUUUUUACUGUAAUGACAAUUUCAUACGUUCUUUAUGGCAUUUGAUUUUGUAUGUGUUAUUACAAAUUAAUCUAACUUAUUUCUUGUCUCUUCCAUAGACUUUGAGCCUGUAUGCCAAACAACUUUUGAUGAUUCUUAUGAAACUAAUCUCUACACCAUUUCUCGUGUGAAAGGUUUGUGUGCAGAUUUUUUUCAUUCUUUUUCCUAUUUUCUAUUCUAUUUUGAAAAAAAGAUUUAUUUCUUACUGGGUUCGAUUUCCUCUUUUCAGAGUCUCUUUACAAGUUUAUAACAGAUCGUCAUCAGAACACCAUUCCUUUGUGUAUCAAUGUAGCUUCUCCUUCUUUUAGAAGUUUUCAAAGGUAAGACAAUUUUUAAAUUUUCAACAAUUUGUUCUUACUAGUAAUAUCACAUUUCCUCUUUUUCAAUGAAAAGUAUCCUGGUGUGUUUGGCCCAGUUGAAAUACUGAAGAUGCAAUGAGUGGACUUAAAGCUGACUUAAAGCUGACUUAAAGCUGACUUAAAGCUGACUUAAAGCUGACUUAAAGCUGACUUAAAGCUGACUUAAAGCUGACUUAAAGCUGACUUAAAGCUGACUUAAAGCUGACUUAAAGCUGACUUAAAGCUGACUUAAAGCUGACUUAAAGCUGACUUAAAGCUGACUUAAAGCUGACUUAAAGCUGACUUUUAAACUUGAAAUUCCCCUCGCCAUGUUAACCUUUCUUGUAAAAUUUGUACUUGUUUCAAUAUGCUAUUAGCAGUUUCAUCCCAGAGAAACUUCACCAUUCAAGCAGAAUUUUAGAUGACUUAUCCAUCCACCUUUUUGGAAACCAAUUUCAGUAACGCAUCUUAAAUUUUUAAUACAAAAGACCUUAUUUCUAUUCAAAGUCAAGCUAUAAAAAGGAAUUGUGCUCUCUUACACUGUUUCUUGAACAAUGAACCACUUACCAUGUAUUUACAAACCUGUUAUUUGGCCUAUAACUGUUGCUUUCAGUUAUCAGUAGUUUAGUUUGUAGAUAAUCUGACCUCAAAAUUAGAAGGUCUUGGGCUCAAAUCCUGGUGAAAACUUACAUUUUUCCUUAUGCAAUGUUCAUUACAAAUACUUAUUACCUUCGAUUAUUUAAUUUUUAUUUCACAGUUCUGGAGUAGCUCCACAGCCAGAACAGCAGAGUUCUCCCCAGUUGUGGUAGUGGCUAUCCUUUUUAUCAACUAGUCAUAAAAAUUUUAAGAAUCAAGCUUCUUAGUUUUGAAGGGAAGCAGAUUUUCCAAAUCAAGACCAUUUGUUAAGAGUGUGGUGUGGGACUUCUCCAGGAAUUCUUUUGAUCCACUCCAUUUCUUUGCAUAUAGGUAAUGAGAAUUUUAUAGGAACGGUGGAAGAUAUUAUCAUGUAUUCAAUAUUUGCAGCUACAUUCAUCGCUUCAGCAAAUUGUAUAGGCCAAAUUAUCAAUGAUUUAUGAAAAGGACAGUCCAUUUUUGUCUGAGAAACAAUUUUCCAUUAACUUUUAUUGCACUGGGCCUUCAUGUUGUAGUUAAGACUAGAGAAGUUGACAUGGAGGGCUAAGUUUUAUUGUUUAAUGAUUUCUGUUGAGUUUUAAAAUGUUCUAGACUUUACAGGGUUUAAAAACUCUUUGAAUCAAGGGUAAGCAAAGUAUAAUUUCCUCCAAUUAAUUCUUACACCAUUAAAUAGAGGAUAUAACAUUUAUCAGCUGCAUUAUAUUGUCCUGAUGCAAUUGAGUAUUAGACAUUUUCAAACAAGUAACUGGCAGAUGUUAGCAGUCAAAGGUUAUGUGACUUGAAUUGAAAGAAAAAUGAAUUCAUCAUAAAUGAUUGUAGGAACUUCUCUGGUACAAUUUUAUGGAUUUGUUUGGAAAUUUUUCUUAGUGGACCUUGCUAAACUGUGUUGGAUUAAGUUUAUCCUAUUUUAACCAUUUAUCAGAUAAACUAGUUCUUUGCUGCUGCUGUUUAGAAA
Messenger RNA from Pocillopora meandrina, 9858 nucleotides. Lineage: Eukaryota; Metazoa; Cnidaria; Anthozoa; Scleractinia; Pocilloporidae. The record is from the annotation of a GenBank genome assembly.